This is a messenger RNA of Urocitellus parryii (Arctic ground squirrel), 2170 nucleotides long. It is a transcript of the gene Tmem33, whose product is annotated as transmembrane protein 33. The record is from RefSeq and is a predicted model, not a curated record. Gene Ontology annotation, cellular component: endoplasmic reticulum; membrane. Gene Ontology annotation, biological process: membrane organization; endoplasmic reticulum tubular network organization. Lineage: Eukaryota; Metazoa; Chordata; Mammalia; Rodentia; Sciuridae.
CAUGCUCCGGGCCACCUCCGGGGUGCUUUCGUCUUCACGCCUCGACCUUGCGGAAAUGAAAAGGGUACUUCCGGGUCCGGAGAUAACCGGGCGCCGGCAGCGUUGGUUCGGCCCUUUAGGGCCUUGCUCCGAAGCUCCGCCUUCGUUUCGGUCUUUCUGGAAAACCCGCUUUGAUCUCGGCGGUGCGGGACAGCGUCCCGGGUGCCUGUGUGUCUCUCAUGGCUGAAACGACCCCAAACGGCCCCCAAGGGGCGGGCGCUGUGCAAUUCAUGAUGACCAAUAAACUGGACACGGCAAUGUGGCUUUCUCGCUUGUUCACAGUGUACUGCUCUGCUUUGUUUGUUCUGCCUCUUCUUGGGUUGCAUGAAGCAGCAAGCUUUUACCAACGUGCUUUGCUGGCAAAUGCUCUUACCAGUGCUCUGAGGCUACAUCAAAGAUUGCCGCACUUUCAAUUAAGCAGAGCAUUUCUGGCUCAAGCUUUGUUAGAGGACAGCUGCCACUACCUGUUGUAUUCACUCAUCUUUGUCAAUUCCUACCCUGUUACAAUGAGUAUUUUCCCAGUCUUGUUAUUCUCUUUGCUUCACGCUGCCACAUACACGAAAAAGGUCCUUGAUGCAAAGGGUUCAAAUAGUUUACCUUUGUUGAGAUCUGUCUUGGAUAAAUUAAGUGGUAAUCAACAAAAUAUUCUGAAAUUCAUUGCUUGUAAUGAAAUUUUCUUGAUGCCUGCUACAGUUUUUAUGCUUUUUAGUGGCCAAGGAAGUUUGCUCCAGCCUUUUAUUUACUAUAGAUUUCUGACUCUUCGAUAUUCCUCCAGAAGAAAUCCAUAUUGUCGGAACUUGUUUAACGAACUGAGAAUUGUUGUUGAACACAUAAUAAUGAAGCCUGCUUGUCCACUGUUCGUGAGAAGACUUUGUCUCCAAAGCAUUGCCUUUAUAAGCAGACUGGCACCAACAGUUGCGUAGUUUAACUUCUAGUUAAGCUAUGUAUAUAAUAUAAGCAUUAUUAGCAGCUGGUACUACUUCUAGGGUAUCCUAAAUUCCAGGUGUUAACACUGACCUCAAUUCAACUUACAUAAUUUACAUAGUAAAUGCAUCUCAAUGGAAAAAUAGUCAUUUUCCCGGCAUGUUAAAUCAAGCCUUUUCAAAAGUUGAUGAGAAAAAUUUUACUGUGCUCUGUUGCUAAUGGUUAAGGAAGUUUGUAUCUAGUGAUAAAUGUAUCAAUUUUUUUAGAUGCUGCUGUGCCUGUAUCAUGAAGUACAUUUAUUUUUUGAAAAAAUAGUUCUGAAAUUUGUUUCUACCUAAUUUGUAACCUAAUCUGGCAUGAAUUCAUUAUGGUAAUAACAUGUGAAUUUAGUAUAUUUUAAGACAGUAUUCUUUUGCCAUUCAGUAAUUUUGGUUGAUGAUUUUAACAGAAGCACUGUAAUUCUAUUUCAAAUUGUUAUUGAUUUUGUGCUACUUUGCUAGGACAGAUUUAUUUUGGAUGUAUCAUUAUAAAAGGCAGUUUAUGUCUUAUGCUAGGAGCUUCUGAAUUUUUAUUUCCAUAAGAAUUCUGUGGCUUUGAUUUUUUUUUUUUUUUUAACUCAACUGUAAGCCUGUUAGUCAAUUGGAUAAAUAUUUGGGGUCACAUAACCACUUUAUAUCAGAAAGUAGUAGUGACACAACUUUGCUUUCAAAGACCCAUUGAGAAAUAUUUCUUAAAUAGGAAAUCCUUUUACAAAUGUGGACAGAUAGGUUUAUUAGUAUUAUAGUUUGUAAAAUUACCUAGUUCAGGUUCUUGACUUCAGUUUUCUUGGUUUCUUAGGCUUGAAUUUUCCUAGAAAAUUGCAGCAGUCAGAUGCCUUUUGAAAGGAAUGUAACUGAAGAUUGAGCAUAUGGCUAUACUCAUGUCUGAAAUAAUAAUGAAGAAUAUCCUGUAGAUUACAUAUUUAUCCAUCAAAUCUGAUUUGAAAGGUUAAGUGGAAAGUUUUUUAGGUAAGGUAAUAUGUAAUGGGCCUGGGAGAGGAAUCGGGAAUAGUAUGCAUUUCAGUCUUGUAAUGCAUAGAUAUAUAUGAAGAAAUUGGCUGUGUUAUGCAACUGUGAUUUGAGUUGUAUAAUGUGUUAAGUCCUGUUCAUUGAACUCCCAUCAACUACUUUAUAAAAUUCAUUCUGAUCCUUAUUAUUGUUGCAUGAUU